Messenger RNA from Abrus precatorius (Indian licorice), 1200 nucleotides. RefSeq lists its product as uncharacterized. The coding region runs from base 1 to 1200 and encodes 399 amino acids. NCBI's taxonomy places the organism in Eukaryota, Viridiplantae, Streptophyta, Magnoliopsida, Fabales, Fabaceae. The transcript has 2 exons. The record is from RefSeq and is a predicted model, not a curated record.
AUGCUUGAGGUCUGGCUUUCUCUCAAGAGAACACUUCAAUGCAAACCACACCCAAAUCAAAUUCAUGAUCCAAAGACAAGUAAGAACCAAAAAAGUAAUCAUAGAACCAAGUCAGGUAAACUUGAGAGUUCAAAUAUCAAAGAUUUCAUCCACGGAAGCAAGAGGUAUUCAAAAACUCCACCAAGUUCCAACCCAAAACCCAAAGGAAGCAUUGACAUCAUCAAUCCCAUAACCCAUGAAAUUGUUCUUGAUAGCUCGAACAGCAACAUUUGUCGAUGUUAUCCUUGUCCUCAAAGCAAUAGCAGCAGCAAAGGUUCAGAAGGUUCUCAUAGAACAAGAAGGACAGCAGCAUCUUCAAGGACAACCAAUCAUGUUGAUUACAAUGAAGCAAAUGCCUCCUCCAACUCAAGGAUGCUGGUUCAGAUGGAUCCUGACGGUUCUUCAAUAAUGAUAUGUCAUAAAUGUGGUGAGAAACUAAAAAAUCUUGAUGCGGUAGAAGCACACCAUAUCUCCGAGCAUUCAGUCACUGAACUUCAAGAAGAUUCAUCCAGGCAGAUAAUAGAAAUAAUAUGUGAAACAAACUCAGUUGAUUCUGAAAGCAUGUUGGGGCAGAUUGAUUGUAUCUUAAAGGUCCAGAACAUACCAAAAACCCUUGCUUGCUUUGAGGAAUAUAGAGAGAUGGUGAAGGUCAAGGCUGAAAAACUACAGAAGAAGCACCCUCGUUGUGUGGCUGAUGGAAAUGAGCUUUUAAGGUUCCAUGGCACAACUAUUGCAUGCUCUCUAGGCAUAAAUAGUUCUUAUAAGUUGUGCACUUUAGAAUAUUGUGGAAUAUGUCAAAUUAUGAGGCAUGGCUUCUCCACCAACAAGGAAUUCCAAGGUGCAUUAGGGGUUUACACCACUUCUACAAGUGGAAAAGCCUUUGAUUCCAUUAUGACAACUGAUGAGAGAAUGUUUCUAAGGAAGUCUGUUAUAGUGUGUAGAGUAAUAGCUGGGAGAAUUUAUACUCCUCUUGAGGAAAUUGAAGAAAAGGUUGAUUCAGAGUUUGAUUCAUUGGCAGCAAAAUUAUAUGGUCAUUCUGAUGUUGAGGAACUCUAUGUAUUGAAUCCCAAAGCUCUACUCCCUUGCUUUGUGGUAAUCUACAAACAACAAACAAUGAAGGUUAAAAGGUUCAACUCAAGCUUGAGGACAAGUUUUAGAUAG